ACUCGAGAACACGAUUUCCGAAUGCACUCGAUGAUCCAUACACAUUGAACUCCAGUCCAAUCGAUACGUUACUAUUAAUGAAUGAAAAUGUCAGCCGACGAACUAGUGCCGUGACGUCACAGCAGCGAGGUCGGGGAAGAAGGCAAGAUGGCGACUACUCAACACGCUUGUUAUUAUGCGUUGUUAGCACUGGCGGAAGAAUUUCGCACCAUGAAUCCACCGAAUAUAAGGAAUUGCAUUCAGUGUCUGGUUUCCGUCUUUAAUCUUAAGCUACAUCAAAGAGUAGAAGCGCGAACUCACUUGCAACUCGGUAAUAUACUGCUUCAAUAUACGAAGAAUACCGACUUGGCACAGUCCCAUUUAGAAAAAGCGUGGUUCCUGUCCCAGAAUAUAAGUGACGAAAUAAAGUUUGAAAUUGCCAGUGUUUUGGCUGAAUUAUAUGAAAGAAAGAACCAAACGCCUCUUGCCAAAACGAUUCUGCAAAAAGCAAUUGAAAUAUCUCAGCAGUCCGUGUUUUGGCAUUGCCGUGCUCUUUUCCAGCUUGCGCACAUUCAUGCAGGAGAAAAGGAUUACGUUCAAGCUUGUAACGUGCUUGGCGUGGGUGCAGAAUAUGCCCAGUUAUCGGGUGCACAAUAUACUCGUAUUUUGUUUCUGUUGAGUAAAGGAAUGUUGCUGAUGAUCGACAGGAAAUUUCAAGAAGUUCAUCAAGUAUUGACAUUAGCAGGCCAAUUAGUUGAACAAUGGCAAGGCAGUAGCCAUCAAAAAGAAGCAUUAAAAGUCUUUUUUCUUGUAUUACAAGUUUGUCAUUAUCUUACUGCUGGACAGGUAAAGAGUGUAAAACCGUGUCUCAAGCAAUUACAGCAAGGAAUACAAACAAUUACAUCGCUGCAUGCUGAUGAAGAAGUGAUUCCUGCUAGUCACGGUGAUAUGUUUCAGUGGAUGCCGAAAGAACAUAUGUGCGUUCUUGUGUACCUGGUAACAGUUCUUCAUUCAAUGCAAGCUGGUUAUAUGGAUAAAGCUCAGAAAUACACUGAUAAAGCUCUGAUGCAGAUUGAAAAAUUAAAAAUGGUCGACAGCCAUCCAAUAUUACAUUCUUUUCAAUUACUCUUACUUGAACAUAUUGCAAUGUGCAGAUUAGUAAUGGGAAACAAAACGCUGGCCAUACAAGAAGCAUCUCAAGCUCUCCAAAUUUGUAGGCAAGAACCACGUCUGUUUUUGCGUCACAAACCACAAGUUCAUGCUUUAUUGGGUUUAUACGCCAUGUCAAUGAAUUGUAUGGAAGCGGCGGAAGCACAGUUUAGCACAGUGGUUCGGUGCAAUGGCUCUAUAGAACUUCAAAUAUUAGCUAACUUAAAUUUGGCCAUUGUGUAUUUGAGAAGCAAACGAGACAAAGAAUUAUUAGAAUUAUUGACUCGACUCAAUCCGGAAACCUUGCCUAUAGUUUCACACAGUUUACGGGCAGCAGCCUAUUAUGUUCAUGGUUUAAACGCAUUUUUCCAAGCUCGUUACAAUGAUGCAAAGCGUUACUUACGAGAGACUUUAAAGAUGGCCAAUGCGGAAGAUCUGAAUCGCUUAACUUCGUGCUCUCUUGUCCUCUUAGGUCAUAUAUUCUUCUCUUUAGGAAAUAGCAGAGAAAGUAUGAAUAUGGUGACCCCAGCUAUGCAACUUGCAAGUAAAAUUCCCGACGUUCACGUUCAGUUAUGGGCCUCUGCACUGUUAAAAGACUUGUACAGAAUUUGUGCCGACCCAUUACGAGAACAAGAAGCCAUUCAGACACACACUUCGUUUUCUCAGUUACUACUUAAAGAUCAUUUUCAAGCAUCUCAACUUCCAGAACACUGUCUAAUUCAGUGGAUAGAAGGAGAUCCUCCAUUACUUCCCAGCCAUCCACCACCGCCUGCACCUACAUUAUUGUGAUUAAGAAGCCGUCUCAAUACCUAUCAUCUCUAUCGACAUCGGCAGAUUAAGUAUUGUAUACACAAUAUUUUAAAUUGCAAAUUUAUGAAAAGAAAAACAGACUUGUAAAUAUUUGUAUAUAGGAUAAUCACUGUUUAAUGUUAUAAGAAGAUUUUAUAAUUUUUUUAAAUAAAUAGAGAUCAGCACGUAUGUGUACUACUGAA
This is a messenger RNA of Centruroides sculpturatus (bark scorpion), 2120 nucleotides long. RefSeq names its product MAU2 chromatid cohesion factor homolog (gene Mau2). Gene Ontology annotation, molecular function: double-stranded DNA binding; protein binding. Lineage: Eukaryota; Metazoa; Arthropoda; Arachnida; Scorpiones; Buthidae. Gene Ontology annotation, biological process: mitotic sister chromatid cohesion; maintenance of mitotic sister chromatid cohesion. The coding region runs from base 148 to 1917 and encodes 589 amino acids. The transcript has 19 exons. The record is from RefSeq and is a predicted model, not a curated record. Gene Ontology annotation, cellular component: SMC loading complex; chromatin.